Megalopta genalis is the source of this 1216-nucleotide messenger RNA. Its product is annotated as U5 small nuclear ribonucleoprotein 40 kDa protein. The record is from RefSeq and is a predicted model, not a curated record. Gene Ontology annotation, cellular component: catalytic step 2 spliceosome. Gene Ontology annotation, molecular function: RNA binding; protein binding. Lineage: Eukaryota; Metazoa; Arthropoda; Insecta; Hymenoptera; Halictidae.
AUGGGACGUUCGAAGCGCCAUCUAAUGAAGCUAUUCUGUCAGUGUGUGUACGAUCGUUGUAAAUAAAGUAACGUGUAAAGUAAUGCAAAAUGCCGAUCUUAGAUAAACGUAAAGGAGAUGACAUUUUAGCACUAGUUCCUGCUUCGAAAAGGACUAAAAAUGAGGUGGUCUUCAGCAGCAGAGAAAAAGCAGUCGUACAAAAUGGUCCACCCAGAACAUCUUCAUUGUUUGCACCAAUUAUGCUUCUGGAGGGACAUCAGGGAGAUAUCUUUUCUCUUGAAUUUCAUCCAGAAGGACAAUACCUUGCUUCCACUGGAUUCGAUCGACAAAUCUUUAUUUGGAAUGUUUAUGGAGAAUGUGAAAACAUCUCUGUGAUGACUGGACACAGUGGUGCAAUUAUGGAACUACAUUUUAGUCCUGAUGGCAGUCAUUUAUACACUGCUAGCACAGACAUGACACUAGGUUUAUGGGACAUAGUUGCUGGAACUAGAGUCAAGAAACUAAAGGGUCACACUUCUUUUGUUAAUUCUGUCUCUGGUGCAAGGAGAGGCCUUACUCAACUUUGUUCUGGCAGUGAUGAUAGUACAAUACGUGUGUGGGAUCCUAGAAAAAGGGGACAAUGUUAUACCUUAAACAACACAUACCAGGUCACAGCUGUUACAUUUAAUGACACAGCAGAGCAAGUAAUAAGUGGUGGAAUAGAUAAUGACAUAAAAGUAUGGGAUCUAAGAAAGAAUGCUGUCCUUUAUAAACUCAAAGGACAUUCUGAUACAAUUACUGGACUUAAUUUAAGUCCAGACGGAUCAUACAUACUUUCUAAUGCUAUGGAUAACACAUUGAGAAUUUGGGAUGUGAGACCAUUUGCUCCCUAUGAACGAUGUGUUAAAAUUCUUUCUGGACAUCAACAUAACUUUGAGAAGAAUCUCCUGAGGUGUGCAUGGUCACCAGAUGGCAGCAAAGUGUCAGCUGGAUCAUCGGACAGGUUUCAUUAUGUGUGGGAUACUACAAGUCGUAGGAUAUUAUAUAAAUUGCCUGGCCAUAAUGGAUCUGUUAAUGACAUUGAUUUUCAUCCCAAGGAACCAAUUGUUUGUUCCGGAUCUAGUGACAAACAAAUAUAUCUAGGUGAAAUUGAGGUUGCUUAACGUCCACUUUAACUUACGACGAAUUUUAUAUUUUUAGGACCAUGUAUAAAAAAUAAAAUAAUUUAAGGCACGUG